AUGGUUGAACCAUCAGCGAUUUUAUUUGCCGCUGUCGAUGAGUGCCAAACUGUCGAUGAGUGCUUCAAGAUUCUUAGCCGAGGUGAUGCAUCGCUCUGCCAAACCAGAGGACACAAAAAUGGGUUGAACGGUUUCUGCGAGGUGCGAUGGCGCAAUAUCGAUCAGAAGGUUUUGAUCUUGCACUACCUCGCUUCUGAAAAG
Molecule: messenger RNA, 201 nt
Organism: Perkinsus marinus ATCC 50983
Lineage: Eukaryota; Perkinsozoa; Perkinsida; Perkinsidae
Exons: 1
Source: RefSeq, a predicted model, not a curated record